Molecule: messenger RNA, 1551 nt
Organism: Clonostachys rhizophaga
Lineage: Eukaryota; Fungi; Ascomycota; Sordariomycetes; Hypocreales; Bionectriaceae
Source: the annotation of a GenBank genome assembly
AUGUCAAACGAGCACAGCGGAGAACGGAUGAGCUUUCUUCUGUACAGAGAGAUUGAAAACAACUCUCGCAAUGGCGGAAAUAAGUUUAUUUCGCAGGGCCGGCUAGGCGAAAUUGUCAAUGAAAGAGCCGUCAAGGACCAGCUGGACAAAUGCGACAAAAAGAAGUCCAAAAAGAAGUCCAAGAAAGUUUUGCAACUGUUGCAGAUUCCCGGCCCUUCCCCUUCUCCCAAAGCCGAUAACCUGAAAGAUGCAGCACAAAUUUGCGGAGAUCCAUCUUUCAAAAGGAUCAUGGCAAUUUUGGUUCUCAUCGAUCGUCCGGCAAAGAUUAGAUCAUUCCUAGAGCAUCAAGUAUCGGAUGACAAGUUACCCUUUGAUCGGGAGGACGCGAAUGAUAACGAAUGCUUCAACGAUUGGAGUCGUCUCACGAAAUCGAGGUUUCUGGAGUGCCAAGGGGCGGUAAUACCAUUCUUCUUCAGGCAAAUUGACAAGAAGAACCGCAAGCCGAUCAGGAUCACCCAGAAUAUUCUCCCUUUUUUAUCUUUUAACAAAUAUAGACAUAACGGUGGAAGCAGCGAGAUCUAUCGAGUCAAUAUUCACGCAGAGCAACACAACUUUCAGAAUCCACCUGGUGGUAGCCAUUUCAUCGUCAAGGAGCUGCGAGGAGACUCCCGUAGAGAUAUCUUCAAGAGAGAAUUUGCCGUGCUACGACGCUUCAGCAACAAUGCACAUCCUCACAUCGUGUCGCUGCUAGUGGCAUAUGAGUGGAACGACUCUUACCAUCUAAUAUUUCCGGAGGCGAAGUCCACCCUUGCCGAGUUUUGGAGGUCUCCAAAUAUUUCCCAACUCACAGAAGGAGGAGAUGUUUUGUUGUGGAUGAUCAAGCAAUGUCGAGGCCUUGCUGCUGGACUCUGUCAGUUGCAUCGUCAUGAGACGGAAUCUGGCCAAUCAUUGCUUAACCUCGACUUGGGUUUGACACCGCAAAAUUCCAUGAUGCAUGGACGCAUGAAACUCAUGUACGGCUGGCAUGGCGAUAUCAAGCCAGAGAAUAUCCUAUGGUUUCCAGGUUCUGGUAUGGACAUGGGGACCUUGAAGAUAGCCGACUUUGGCAUCGCCCAGUUCAGCGUCAAUCUUCGAUCAUCUCGAAAGCCUUUAGGGUUUUCGAAAACUUACUCCGCUCCCGAAUUCAGCCCAAAUCCGUCGAGUUUGACCAACUCUUUAUGCGACGUUUGGUCUCUGGGGUGCGUAUACCUUGAAGCUCUUGCUUGGGCCAUUGGCGGCUGUAAACUGCAUGAGCACCUGAUGCAGAUAAAGGAGGCUUCUGAUCCAGGUUGGUUUAGUGAAAGCAGUGAUAGCGCAUUCAUAACGGAUGCCUUUUUCACGUCGCCCCGCAAUGCUCGUGGCGAGAAAGAGACACCCUGUGUUAAACCCGGUGUUACAGAGGUUUGUUAUUCUUUCCCAGUUUCCUUGUCAGAAAAGGAGGACGUUAACUUUUUUCAUGAUAACAUUAGUUCAUGGCAGAGCUGCGGAAUCACGAGCGUUGCAGCGACCUAG